This is a messenger RNA of Coregonus clupeaformis (lake whitefish), 3291 nucleotides long. RefSeq names its product protein-glutamine gamma-glutamyltransferase 2-like. The record is from RefSeq and is a predicted model, not a curated record. Gene Ontology annotation, biological process: peptide cross-linking. Gene Ontology annotation, molecular function: protein-glutamine gamma-glutamyltransferase activity. NCBI's taxonomy places the organism in Eukaryota, Metazoa, Chordata, Actinopteri, Salmoniformes, Salmonidae.
AUGGGCGCUACCCUGGUGUCUGAGCUGGGCAUCCCCACUCAGCCCCUCUCCAUUCCCAUGGACGUCAGUGAAAGCGAAGGAAGUGGUGUGGAGAGUCAGGAAUCAACAGCAAAGGGCAGGGAGGAAGAGGAGUUAGAGAUGAUUGGAGGGAUAGAGAUGUGGAGCGAUACCUACUUCAUCACCGAAGGCCUGAACCCCAACUCUCCCUCUUUGUACAUAUCCAGCCCUGCCUCUUCUUCCGUAGGGCUCUACAGUAUUCAGCUCCACGUGCUCACACAGCACGGUCAGCAGGGCUACGUGGUCGGAGACUUCAUCCUCCUUUGCAACCCCUGGUGCCAUGGUGAGUUAAUCUACAGAACAACUUAAACCCGAUGCCAGAGAGAGGAAUAUGUAAAUAAUUAUUCUCGUUUAUUGUACAUGGGGACCCCUAAAAACCUUGAAUCAAGACCUUGGUCGUUCGAUCAGUACGAGCCAGAGAUUCUGGAUAUUUGUCUGAAGCUGCUCCAGGUCAGCCCGCAGCACGGCAGGAACUGGCGGAAGGACUACCUUCGCUGCGCCGACCCUGUCUACCUCAGUAGGGUGGUGUCUGCCAUGAUCAACUGUGAGAAUGACCGAGGGGUCCUGAGAGGGAACUGGUCGAGCAGUUUCAAGAACGGGGUGCACCCCUCCAGGUGGACAGGAAGUGCAGACAUUUUGAGACAAUGGGCCAAGUCCAUGUUCAGCCCAGUGAAGUACAGCCAGUGCUGGGUGUUUGUUGCUGUGAUGUGCACAGUCAUGAGAGCUCUUGGCAUUCCAUCCCGUGUCAUCACCAACUUCAACUCAGCCCAUGACACCAACGGCAACCUGGUCAUCGAGGAGUUUUACUCUGAGACGGGCAAGAAACUACCUCACAGUAAAGACUCUAGUCUACAGAACUUCCAUGUAUGGGUGGAGUGUUGGAUGACCCGGCCAGACCUGGGUGCAGGAUUUGAUGGGUGGCAGGUUUUGGAUCCAACCCCGCAGGAGAGGAGCGGAGGAAUCUUCUGCUGUGGCCCAGCCCCAGUGAAGGCUAUCAGAGACAGGCGUGUGGACCUGGUCUACGACAUCCCCUUUGUGUAUGCUGCGGUGAACGCUGACGUCCAUACGGUCAUUGUGAAACAGGGCCAGGUGCUGAGCUCCAGCACAGACACAGUUGGCUCCCUCAUCGUCACCAAGACCAUAGGCUCACCAAGGCCUCAGAACAUCACAGGGGACUACAAACCCACCAAAGAAUUGAUUAUCCAAUUUGUCAACUUGGAACUGCAGGGCAACCAUGAGAGCCACAAGACCCAGGGGUUCAGCUCUAAAACCCUGGUGGUGCGGAGAGGAGCACCCUUCAAAGUCACCCUGCUCCUCAAGGGACGAGCCUUCAACCCACAAACUGACACCCUGGUGUUCAGAGUCCUCCUAGGUCAGAUGUACGUGGAGUUCCCCGUCACCUUCUCCAAGCAGGGAUCCCCCUCCCAAUGGAGCGCCUACUUCACCACCAAAGGCCUGAACCCCAAAUCUCCCUCUUUGUACAUAUCCAGCCCUGCCUCUUCCUCCGUAGGGCUCUACAGUAUUCAGCUCCACGUGCUCACACAGCACGGUCAGCAGGGCUACGUGGUGGGAGACUUCAUCCUCCUUUGCAACCCCUGGUGCCAUGAGGAUGCAGUGCACAUUCCCUUCGAAGACCAGAGAGAGGAAUAUGUAAAGAAUGACUCUGGUUUAUUGUACAUGGGGACCCAAAACCUUGAAUCAAGACCUUGGUCGUUCGAUCAGUACGAGCCAGAGAUUCUGGAUAUUUGUCUGAAGCUGCUCCAGGUCAGCCCGCAGCAUGGCAGGAACUGGCAGAAGGACUACCUUCACCGCGCUGACCCUGUCUACCUCAGUAGGGUGGUGUCUGCCAUGAUUAACUGCGAAGACGACCGAGGAGUCCUGAGAGGGAACUGGUCGGGCGAUUUUAAGAACGGGGUGCCCCCCUCCAAGUGGACAGGAAGUGCGGAUAUUUUGAGACAAUGGGCCAAGUCCAAGUUCAGCCCAGUGAAGUACGGCCAGUGCUGGGUGUUUGCUGCUGUGAUGUGCACAGUCAUGAGAGCUCUUGGCAUUCCAUCCCGUGUCAUCACCAACUUCAACUCAGCCCAUGACACCAACGGCAACCUGGUCAUCGAGGAGUUUUACUCUGAGACGGGCAAGAAACUACCUCACAGUAAAGACAGCAUAUGGAACUUCCAUGUAUGGGUGGAGUGUUGGAUGACCCGGCCAGACCUGGGUGCAGGAUUUGAUGGGUGGCAGGUUUUGGAUCCAACCCCGCAGGAGAGGAGCGGAGGAAUCUUCUGCUGUGGCCCAGCCCCAGUGAAGGCUAUCAGAGACAGGCGUGUGGACCUGGUCUACGACAUCCCCUUUGUGUAUGCUGAGGUGAACGCUGACGUCCACACAGUCAUUGUGAAGCAGGGCCAGGUGCUGAGCUCCAGCACAGACACAGAGAGAGUUGGAUCCCUCAUCGUCACCAAGACCAUAGGCUCACGAAGGCCUCAGAACAUCACAGGAGACUACAAACCCACCGAAGCUCCUACAAGUUGGAUGGGUUCCGCUGCUUCAACUGGAAGCCAGUGGAGUACUCUCUCCAGAGUGGGGUCAACUCAGGGCCUCUCAGUGUCUCUGAGCCUCCUUAAAGUGCCUGCGGCUGGGGAAAACAUCUCCUUCACAGUCAUGGUCACGAACAUGGACAGCGUCCCCAAGGUGCUGAGGGAGCAUGUCAACGCUCAGACCAAGAAAUACAACCACAGUCCCUCAGACGCCUUCUGGGAGGCCCACAACAUCAUACGGAUAGCGCCGCACGAAGCUAAGGCCAUUCAUCACCAGAUCGGCCAUGUCCAGUAUGAGUCUCUGAUGGGAGAUGACCUGGUCAACCUGGCUGUGGUCAUGGAGGACGAGUCCACUCAGGAGAGAGUCCUGGCCUCAGAGGAGUUCAACAUCACCAGCCCUCAGCUCUCCAUACAGAUUGCAGAUGAAGACUCCAUCGUGCCACACAAGGAGCACACUGCCCUCGUAGUCUUCCGCAACCCCUUCUCUGUACCUGUGAGCGGCGUAUUAACCGUGGCUGGCUCUGGUUUGAUAGAGGGGAAAGUUCACCCAAGGAUUCAACUGUUAAAGCCAGGGGGCACUAUGGAGAGGAGCGUCAGUUUCACUCCGAGGAUUGUGGGAAAAAAGAUGUUGCAGGCUACUCUAGUCCUCGAAAACAAUUCUGCAAAAAUUACAGGCUACAGAAUGAUCUCCGUGAAGGCAGCUUAG